Symbiodinium sp. CCMP2592 is the source of this 1528-nucleotide messenger RNA. The record is from the annotation of a GenBank genome assembly. Lineage: Eukaryota; Dinophyceae; Suessiales; Symbiodiniaceae.
GCAGCAGCAAUCGGCAGCGAGAAGUGGGUCGUCCUCCUCUUCGGAUGUGGAUGCUGCUGAAGAUGCUGAAGCUCGUGCAGUGGCAUCGUGCUCGCUUCAGUGCUGCUGUUUACUGGAAGCGCCUGAAAAGGUGCUGACCGGUCCAGGUGUCGGUGCAGGUGCAAGACGGUACCUGGGUGUGGCGCGGCCAUCGAUGAUGUUCCUCUGGCUGCAGCAGUGGGCAAGGGAAAACAGUCACCCUGUGCCAUCGUUCACAACAUUCUGCCGAGCAGUCCGAGAGUGCCGUGGGUGGUUGAAGUUCAGAAAGAAUGCUGGUGAACAUGCGGUCUGUGACACUUGCUGGCUGCCGGGCUGCACUGCUGGCUCGGUUCAUGUCCUGCCUAUUGCUGUGUCAGUUCAUGUCCUGCCUAUCGACCAGCGACCUCAGGAGCUUCAAGCAAAGGCUCCGGCAGCAUCUCAGACCCUGGAUGAUUACAUCAGGCACCUCAUGCUACAAUGGCAGGAUCGGGAGGCUGAUCUGCGAUGGGCAGCUCUUAGUGUUCAGCUACGAACAAGUUUGAGAAUGGGGGUCCGACUCCGGGACAUCCAGCGGUCCCUGAGUGUAGUCUUGAUCAGGGCCGACGGCCUGGACCAGGCAAAGCACAAGUGCCCAAGGUCUAUGACGAAGACUCAUGGCUUUGAAGCCCUGCUGCGUCCAAGCUUGUCAGUGCUCAUGCUUUGGGCCCAGGGCCAUGCGCUGGCGUUUGAGAUCAAGGAUGCAGAUGUCUACAAGAAUACAAAUUCCAAUGUGGAGGGAAUUUCUCGGCUUCUCGACAAAGUCUACAACAACUGCAAUCAAGCACUUCCUGUCCACAUCUGCAUCGUACAGGACAACUGCAGUCGGGACUGCAAAAACGGUCUCCUCCUGUCCUGGUGUGUCAAGCUCCAUUUGCUGCAGGUGUGUGAGAGGAUAAGCCUGCAAUAUCCCAGCAAGGGGCACACUCACGGGCCACUUGAUGGGCUCGGAGGGCAGGCUGUCACCAAAUGCAGUGCCUGCGAGUUCUCCGAUGCUGACAGUUUGGUGGGGAUCUACGAUGGGUUCCUGCAGCAGUCCACUGUGGAUGGGGGAGCAAGCUUCAGAGGUGCCUGGAAGGGCGAUGAGCAAGCCAACUGGCAGAGCUGGUGGGAGGAGGUCGGUUUGGUCUUCUCCAACCUGUUCGAGAUCACGACCUUGAAAGAUCUCGGCUACCUGCAAGACCGGGACAAAGUGGUUGCGAAAGCAUUGCAGGCUCACCGAGAAGGGUGCAUCAAUGAUGCUGCUCGUGAUUUCUUGGUCGGCUGGGCCAAGGGCACUUUGAGACGACACCCGCGACCUGCCCAGUAUGAGUUCUUGAACCACAACAGGCAUGCGUUUGAUGCUCUUGCUCCUGCAGCUGCAAGGGCUCCACUGGCACCAGAAGAGUACCGGCCGAUACAUGUGCAGGCAGAUGGAGGAGGCAACUUGCCCCCAGGGCCUGAGGACGAUGAAGCAGACGAGCUGCCGGAGUAA